Molecule: messenger RNA, 4478 nt
Organism: Haemorhous mexicanus (house finch)
Lineage: Eukaryota; Metazoa; Chordata; Aves; Passeriformes; Fringillidae
Gene: GPNMB
Product: glycoprotein nmb
Exons: 11
Coding region: 83-1927 (614 amino acids)
Biological process (GO): cell adhesion
Molecular function (GO): integrin binding
Source: RefSeq, a predicted model, not a curated record
UCUCUCAGUAAUGCCAGGGAACGCUGAAAGCAAAGGGAGUGAGUCAUAAGCACAUGAGCUGAAAGAAGCUGAAGACAAAAUCAUGCAUCUCUGCUUAAUUCCAUCACAUGAUGAGUCCCGGGGCCCUUCAUUUAAUCGGAGAGCAGAGCGGCGGGGAAGCUUCACUCUCACCUCCCGGGGGGGACCGGAGGAGUCUCGGCGCGCAGCUCUCGGCAGGCGCGGACCCGGCCCGGCUCUGGGAACCAUGGGCGCUGCUCGCCCCCUCGGACUGCUGCUCCUGGCCCAGGGGCUGCUCUGCGCUGCCGCCACACGGUUUCAAGAUGUGUUGAACCAUGGAAGUACUUCUCCUGCCACAUCCUACAAGAAGCUACAAGGCUGGUCUAGUGAUCAAAAUAAAUGGAAUGAAAAACUUUAUCCUUUCUGGGAAGAAGGAGAUCCCAGAUGGAAGGACUGCUGGAAAGGUGGAAGGGUGACAGCCAAACUGGACAGUGACAGCCCAGCACUGGUAGGAUCCAACGUGAGCUUUGUUGUGACUCUCCAGUUUCCCAAGUGCCAGACAGAAGAUAAUGAUGGCAACAUCGUGUACAGGAGAAACUGUACCCGGGAUCCUCCAGCUUCCAUGGAUCAGCAAGUUUAUGUCUACAACUGGACUGAAUGGACUGACAACUGUGGCUGGGAAAACUGCACAAGCAACCACAGCCACAAUGUAUUCCCAGAUGGACGUUCUUUCCCUCAUCACCCGGGCUGGAGGAGAAGGAACUUUGUCUAUGUGUUUCACACUUUUGGUCAGUAUUACCAAACAACGGGACGAUCUUCAGCGAAGUUUUCAGUGAACACAGCAAAUAUCACUCUUGGGGAACAUGGGAUGGCAGUGUCCAUUUACAGGAGAGGGCACUCGGGAUUCGUUCCGGUUGCGAGAGCAAAAACCACUUACUCUGUGACAGACAAAAUUCCAGUAAUUGUGAGUAUGUUCCAAAAACAUGACCGCAACAUCUCAGACUCCAUUUUCAUCAAAGACUCACCAAUUACAUUUGAUGUGAAGAUCCAUGAUCCCAGCUACUAUCUGAAUAAUUCUGCCAUCUCCUACAAGUGGAACUUUGGAGAUGGAAGUGGCUUAUUUGUAGCCAGUGGUUCUAGUACAUCUCACACCUACACUCUUCAAGGAAACUUCACUCUGAAUUUAACUGUUCAAGCCAUUAUACCUGUACCUUGCAGGCCAGUAACACCUACUGCACCACCACCCACCUCAGCAGUUACAACUGGACCAUCUUCUGAUUCGGACUCUUCUGCCACUGUCGAGUCAGUGGAGGACAAUCCUGAUGGAGGCUGCCAUAUUUACAGAAAUGGAUACUAUGGAAGUAGUAUUGCUGUUGUAGAGGGAAUCCUCGAGGUAAAUAUUAUUCAGAUGACAAACAUCCAGAUGACAGAAAGUCAAGCUGAAAACUCACUGGUUGACUUUGUUGUUACCUGCCAAGGGAGUCUCCCCACAGAUGUCUGCACAGUAGUUUCUGACCCCACCUGCCAGGUGUCCAAGAGCGUGGUAUGUGACCCCGUCGUCGUCACGGAUGAGUGUUUACUCACCAUCAGGAGAGCUUUUGAGGAACCUGGGACAUACUGUAUAAACAUCACCCUGGGUGAUGACACAAGUCAGGCCCUUGCCAGUGCCCUGAUUUCUGUAAAUGGAGGAGCAUCAUCUGGAACAACAGAAGGUGUCUUUAUCUUCCUUGGCUUGUUGGCAGUGUUUGCUACCAUUGGGGCAUUUGUCCUUUACAAGAGAUACAAGCAAUACAAGCCUAUUGAGAGGAGUGCAGAACAAACAGAGAAGCAGGAGGGAUUUACUGCUUACUUCAGCACUUUCAAAGCCAUCUUCUUCCCUAAUAGCACUGAGAGAAAUCCUCUGCUGAAGAGUAAACCGGGCAUUGUUUAAACCUUUAGUGUAACACUGACUAUUAGAUUAAGUACAGCACUUGUAUCUGAACUGUACUUUAAUGGGGCUUUCUUCUUGUUAUAAAAAAACCCCAGGGAGUAAGGUGACAGCACAUGUAGACAGGAUGGUAACUUUUGGGGCUUGGUGCAAUUAGCAACAUUAAAGCAGUCUUUUGUAGAAAAACGAGGUAGUUUUAAGCACUUGCUGUUCUUGCUAAUGUAGGAUACACUCUUCUGAAAUACUAAUACCCCCCCACCCCCACACCCUUAUCUGGCUUUUCUUAUUUCUAGGUUAACAACCUGUAAAAUUAAUCACAUCCAUAAUCUGGAAGGGGGGGGAGAAGAGGUUAAUUUAAAAAAAAAAGAAAAAAAAUACAAAAACCCCCACCAACCAACCAACUUGUAAACACUUAGUUUUUAUUGCUGCUUACUGCCUUAGCAGGAUUCAUGUCUUUGCUGUAAAGAGAGACAUGGGGGGCAGGCACGUGUUAUGUCUGUGGAAUGAAACGUGCCAUGGCCUAUUCCCAGGCACUGGCACUGAGCUGCUGCCACUGUUGCACUGCUCAGGAGGUCCUAGCACAGACUUGCCCCAGGCGAGCCAGCUCCCCGCCAAGCAAACCCUACAUUCUGGGAACCACCAGAGGCACAGCCCCCACUGUGAGUUUGGCAGCAGCCACCCUGUUUUUCAGGGUUCAAUAGCAUGGGUGCAGCUCAUUAAAUGCCAGCUGGCCUCAGGGCCAGAAAACAGGGCUGGACACACUUAGCUUCCCACUGGACAUGGCUACCAAUGCAUGAGUCUCGCUAUAAACUAGACCACAGACACCCAGGCAACAAGAUGAGGUCCAUUGGCUUGGCUCUUCCUGUUCAAACUUUGAGUCCCAUGUAAAAUUCUGAGUUGCAACUGCUGAUGCUGCCUUUGCCUCCUUUGCUUCCAUUGGUCUUGAGACACUGGACUGGCACCACUUCUCCCAAGGGGCCAGAUAUGAUCCAUGUCCAAUGAAGGGUCAGCAGAAGAAGGGAUCUAGCAGGAAGGGGUAGCAUUCAACUGCCUUUUCCUCUUCUCUUUUCCUUUCUGUCUUUCCUGCUGUAAAGAGACAUUAAUUUUUGCUUGUUCCUCCAUCCCUCUGAACACUAAAUCAAAGAAAUGAAAACCCCAAGAUAAAUAAAACACUCUGCUCCAGUUUCUGCUUUUACAUGAUGCACCUUAGAAAAUGUAAACUCAUGCAAAAUUAAUGUGCCUUCACUUGUUCACUCUAGCUGCAAUUCUGUUAAAAGAACUCAUUCUGAGGCCUUCACAAGUGAUCUGGCCUCACAGCCACACAUGCUCAUCACUCAGCAUCAUGACAUUUCACAGCGUGAGACCAGCACCAACUGCUGAAGGCUGGCUCACUGGAUGAUGAGAAAAGGAGAGCAUCUUAUUUGCAGAAAGGGAAGAGGUUGCUAGAAAGUUUCAUGGAGAUGAGCAAACAGACCAAAAAUUCUUUAUAGCUCAUGUUUCAAAAAACUCCUUUGCUGUUAGCAAAGGUUAUAGCCAAAAUGGAGGCUGGGCAAAUGACCUUACACAAUCCGUUUCUAAACACUGAUUUAUUUGAAGAUCUGUAUUUCAAGAUAAUUAGCUUAUUUAACAUGUUUUGAAACAUCUCUGAUACAUACUGUUUUCUAUUCCCGUGGCAAUACAUAAUUAUAAACAUAAUUAUAAACAAAACAUAAUUAUAAACUUUCCUAGUGUUUUAGCAAGUCUUCAAAAUGCUUAUCAUUUGUAAUCUGAAUCUAGUCUUCACUGCCCCUUCCCAGUGUGCACAGACACCUUUCAAUGACUUAAGGAUAUUUUAAAAAAAUGCAGAUUCCAACAAACCUGUGGGAUUAAUUCUUUAGCUCUGAAAUUCAAUAGUCCCUUUUCUUCUUUUUUUCCCAGGUUCUCCUAUUAUUUUAAUUCUUCUGUGGCUAUUUCAGCUGUAUUAUUAAAAGCAGUGUAUUUGCUAUUGUUCCAUCUUCCUCACAUGUAACAUCCUAUUGUUUAAGAAGAAGCAUCUCAAAUUAUUUUCUGACUUAAACAGGAAACACAUUUUCUGCAAAAAAUUACUGUUUAAGCAUUGUGUCCUCUGUUAUCAGUCAGGCAGGACUGUAAUUUGUAUUUGUUGCUCUAGCUUGAGGCAGGACAGGGGUUUAGUGGAAAGCUUAAGAUGACCUGUAAUGAAGCAUGAAAACACAAAAUCUGUCACAGCUUAGGAACAGUGAAGAUGCAGGCUACCACCUGGGCUACAUGCAGAAAACUUCUUGUUUCUGCAAAAUGCUGCAUCUUAGAUGCUCAGAGACAUCUUAAGCUUUUGCACAGAAAACAGCUUUCAGGCAUUCAUUAAGAACUUUUUUAUACUUUAACCUAAGUAUUAGGAAUAUCUUGCACUGUGUCCCUUUAAGUGCCAUGCCAGAAUACUACAUUUUUAUAUUACCAUUUUGCCUUUUCAGCUGUAACUUCUAUUUCAUACAUCUUUACUUUUAUACAAUGGAAUUUAACUGCUGCACUGACAAAUAAACCAUGUAAUGAUUUUAAA